This is a messenger RNA of Elgaria multicarinata webbii, 1063 nucleotides long. It is a transcript of the gene TMEM223, whose product is annotated as transmembrane protein 223. Gene Ontology annotation, cellular component: mitochondrion. The record is from RefSeq and is a predicted model, not a curated record. Bases 16 to 765 code for a protein of 249 amino acids. The transcript is spliced from 2 exons. NCBI's taxonomy places the organism in Eukaryota, Metazoa, Chordata, Lepidosauria, Squamata, Anguidae. Gene Ontology annotation, biological process: nervous system development.
CAAAAAGACCCGACAAUGUUGUGUUGCACGUGGGGAGGUGGGGUGCGGAUCUGGCGGUCGAUGGGUGGGGGGUCCCGGCUCUGGGGCUCUCCCGGGACGCAAUGCCCCCUGCGCCUUUGGAGCUGGGGCGCACGGAAAGCGCCAAGCGCGGAGAAGCCCUGGCGAUGGGGCGAACGGGGCAUGCAAACCUUGUUCCCGCUGGACGGCCACGUGCCCCGGGAUGUAUUGCUUUUCCAGCAUGAACGGGGCCGCUUUUUCCGGAUCCUUGGGUUUUUUUGCGCCGGCCAGUUUAUGUUCUGGGCGUAUUUGGCGCACUUCGCGUUCUGUUCCUUGCGAGAUACCGGGGCGAGGCGGCCGGAUCUGGAUCCUCAGCAAAGGGAGCGUCCUCUGCCUACUCUACCGGGAGGAGCUACACUGAACUUGGGCUCCGACAAGUGGCGCUUCGGAUUCACCGCCUCCUGCCUGACCGUGGGUUCUUUGAUCUUAGCAGCAGGCAUUAUCUUUUCUCGGCACUCCGUAAGUCGGGUCUUGCUGCACCGUGGCGGUCAGGAGGUGACACUUACCACCUAUAACCCCUUUGGUUUCACCUCGUCCUUCACGGUACCCCUACGCCAGGUCACCUGCAUGUCCCACCGUUCGGAGGUGCCUGCGAUGAUUCCACUCAAGAUCAAGGGGAGACCCUUCUAUUUCCUGUUGGACAAACAAGGACGGAUCACCAACCCGAAGCUUUUUGAUAUCACUGUAGGUGCCUAUCGCAAACUGUAAGGCCAAACGCUGCCAGAGGAGAGGGUGCCAGAGUGCCAGCCAGUUGCUCCGAGGCUGACCCAGAGAUGAAGAACAGAAGAUUGAUGUAUUAAAUCCAACAGAUGGAUCUCUCGCCCAUAGCAAGGAGUGGCUCUUGAACAGCUUCUUAGCCUCUCCACUCCUUGAAAAGGACAAUUAAUUUAUCUUGCAACUUGGGAGCUCAGCAGGAAUGGCUGAGAUUGGAUUGGCCCUUGGUUAUAUCUGGAGAUUGUAUUAAAUCUGGAGUGAUUACUUUCUGGAUUAAAACAUGUAAAAAGCA